Molecule: messenger RNA, 2273 nt
Organism: Macrosteles quadrilineatus (aster leafhopper)
Lineage: Eukaryota; Metazoa; Arthropoda; Insecta; Hemiptera; Cicadellidae
Product: triokinase/FMN cyclase-like
Exons: 5
Coding region: 77-2179 (700 amino acids)
Biological process (GO): glycerol catabolic process
Cellular component (GO): cytosol
Molecular function (GO): glycerone kinase activity
Source: RefSeq, a predicted model, not a curated record
UAAAUAGUGGCACCUUUUCACUCACCUUAUUUGAAAUUUAUUUAUUUGAGAAAAAACCUAGGAACUCAAUUUCAAUAUGGAGCUUGAAAUAUUUAGUGAAAUUAGUAUAAAAACGUCAGUUCAAGAUCUUAUUGACCCCUACAAAAGUGAAGUGAGAGAGUUUAAAAAGAAACAAGUCAAUGAAGAGAUUGCACCACUUUUUGGCAGAGAGAACUUAGUCACUAAAUACUUGGAAAGUGUUGUAUUGCAAAACAAUAAUCUAAUUCUGUUAAAAACCCACAAAACUAUUCUAAUGAGAAAUCACGAAACAAUCGUAGACCGUGUCAUGUUGUUGUCUGGAGGUGCCACAGGAACAGAUCCUCUGUACUCCGGCUCCAUCGGACAAGGCAUGCUGACAGGAGCUGUGUUUGGUGAACUUAAGAAAUCACCCCCAUCUCAAACUAUUCUAGAAGUCUUACGCAUCAUAGCUUCAAAGAACAAACAAGGCAUAUUGGUUAUUGUAUCAAACAAUCUCGCAAACAGAUUGAAUUUUGGCUCUGCCUGCCAAAGUGCAGCACAAGAGGGUAUAAAGACUUUGUUGGUCAGUGUUGGUGAGGACGUUUCUGGGGUCUGUGUUUCAAAAACAGUUGGAAGAAAAGGCCUUUGUGGCAUAAAGUUUUUGUUCAAAAUAGCAGGAGCAAUGGCAGAAGGAGGUAAAUCUUUAUAUGAAAUAUUUCAAACUAUAGAAAAACUAAAAGGUAAAUCAUUAGGAACAAUAAAUGUACAAAUUCGUCUAGAUAAUAUGGUUAUCGGCUGUGAUUGCAAAGGAGAAUCUGAGAAGACGUUUCCCUUAGGAGAUACUUUUGACAGUGAGGGGGAUGAUGGAAAACUUAAUUUCAUAGCCAAACAGGCAUUGUACCACAUUUUUCAUCCAUGUUCAUAUUUUUCUCUGCACAUAUCCAAGAAGGACCAAAUUGCAAUUAUCAUAAACAAUUUAGGAGACUUGUCUGACUUCCAUUUCAGCCUAAUUAUUAAAGACAUUCUUGAACAAAUAAAGGUACUAGACUUCUCAGUUAAAAGGCUUUACACUGGUAGAUACUCAAACUCAGGUUCAGCGGGAUUUUCAAUUAGUGUUCUUAAAGUAACAAGUGAUAUACUUGAAUUGUUAGACUAUCCUACCAAUGUUAGCUCUUGGAGUAGUGAAUUUGCUGUUCCUUCAGAUGAUAUAGAUAAAAGAGUAAUUUUGGAUUCACCUUCAACUGCUGCUUUAAGUACAAUAAAUUACAAAAAAUGUAUGGGUCCAAAGUUUACCAAAACCGAAGCCUCCAACCUAUUGAAUGUUCUUUCCAACGCUGUUGUGACUAUUGAAAACAUGGAAGAGUAUCUAAACAAACUAGACAGAGACAAUGAUUUUGGUACAUCAGUGAACAAAUUUGCAAGUGCUAUAAAAAUGGAAAUAGAAAACAGGCGUUUAACAAUUGUAUCACCUUAUCAAAUUUUGGAUCAGUUGGCACAUUUAGCUGGAUUUUCCAUGGGUGGCGUUGCAGGUGGAAUAUUUUCCAUUCUCUUUUCUUCUGCUGCUCAGGUGUUCUUGAGAGCCCCUCCUAAGGCUCCAGUAGACCUGAGCAUGUGGGUGGAGGCAGCCAGGUGUGCAAGGGAUGGUCUCCAACGAUUCACCAGAGUUCAACCUGGCGAUGGAACUAUUCUGGACGCCCUUGACCCUUUUGUUCAAUCUACUGCAGAAUACUCUGUUAAGGGACUGAGCAAGAGGGUGGCAUCAGCAAUGAGAGGUGCUGAGGGUUCAACUAGGAAAAGUAAGACAUUACCCAGAAUGUCAGACAGCUCUACAGUGUUGGGAGACACACGUGACCCAGGAGCUCUGUGUCUGGCUGCGGUCCUGCAGACGAUCUUCAGCAGCAUCCAGCUGGACCUGGCGGCAGCGGAGGCUGAGGUUCAAACAAGAACAAACCUCUACACAGAGAGUCAUACAACGUUACUUAGAGGAGAAACCGUCAAGAGUUCAAUCACUUUGGCGCAUUCACAUCGUGAGAGAAGGAAAUCACCCCACACAUCCAUGGACUCUAGACCUAAUGAAUCUAACAUUCUGAGUGAAAUCCAAUCAGAAAAUAUGAACCAGUUAAACAUGUUGUUUGCGGAUAUUUCUAAGGAAAUGGAAUUUGGAAUAUUGAAUGACAAUUGACUUAAUAAAAUAAAUAUAAUUGUGGCUAGUACUGUAUAAUCAAAUUUGCUAUUUCACUUCUUGGAUAAAAAAAUCAAUGUUUACUUUAAGCCCC